AUGUGGCGUGCGAUUGGGAAAGGAAGAAUUCCGUGUCAUGAAGAUGUCACAGGUGACAUUCCGGGCUGGUGUCAAGCCGACGUAUAUAAGGACGGCUCCUUGUCAUCUCGUAUGUCUCCAACAUCAGCAGAGGUAAGCAUCGUUGCAGAUCAUCAAUGUCCUGACGGAUGGACCCAGCUGGACGAUCGUUGUUUCAUCUUCAAAAACAUGGAGAAGACAUUUACAGAGGCAGAGACAAUCUGCAUAAACGUUGGCGGGAAUCUGGUCUCCAUCCACAGCGAGCUAGAAAAUGAAGUUGUCAAACAACUGAUUAAGGCAGCGAAUGCUAAUUUCGUGGACGCCUGGAUCGGACUCCACGAUGCAGUCCGGGAGGGUGACAUGAUGUGGACCGAUGGUUUUAACAAAGACUAUGAGGACUUUGGAAGUGGCGAGCCUUCUGGUGCGGACUGCGUUAAGAUAAAAUCGUCUGAUAAACAGUGGCAUGAUACUUCAUGCACAGAGGAGAAUGCAUUUGUUUGUUGCAAAAAGGUGGACUAAAAGGUGGACGAUCUUCGCCGUCAAAUCUCCAACUUUCU
Messenger RNA from Doryrhamphus excisus (bluestripe pipefish), 575 nucleotides. The record is from RefSeq and is a predicted model, not a curated record. Lineage: Eukaryota; Metazoa; Chordata; Actinopteri; Syngnathiformes; Syngnathidae.